Messenger RNA from Serpula lacrymans var. lacrymans S7.9, 1661 nucleotides. RefSeq lists its product as uncharacterized. Gene Ontology annotation, molecular function: FAD binding. NCBI's taxonomy places the organism in Eukaryota, Fungi, Basidiomycota, Agaricomycetes, Boletales, Serpulaceae. The transcript has 3 exons. The coding region runs from base 11 to 1402 and encodes 463 amino acids. The record is from RefSeq and is a predicted model, not a curated record.
ACCCCAUUUCAUGUCUCUCCCAGAAAGCACUACAGUUCUCAUUGUCGGCGCUGGACCCACGGGUCUCGCCGCUGCUCUGUCUUUGAUCCACCAUGGUGUUCGUGACUUCGUGAUUGUAGACACUGUUCUCCAAGGCCAGAAUACCUCUCGUGCGUUGGUCAUUCAUGCUGCGACUCUCGAGGCAUUAAACACGAUAGGUUGUGCUGACGAACUCAAUGAUCUUGGCCUCAAGGAAGAAAAUGCUAAUAUUCGCUCACGCUAUUCGAAAAUUUUCCGAGUGGACUUCAACUCUUUGAAUAAAUAUACAAAUUACGCGCACGCGUUGAUUCUUCCACAACCCAUCACUGAACGCGUAUUGGAGGACAAGCUCCAGAGCCUUGGUGGGCGUGUAUACAGACCCCAUACUGUUAGUGGUCUAUCACGAAACAAACAAGAUAGCACUAUCACCGAUGUGGUCUUUCAGGAUGGGCAAAUCAUCAAAGCGAAAUAUGUGAUUGGCGCAGAUGGUGCUCGUUCAGCCAUCCGAAAUAUCGCUGGAAUCAGGUUUGCGGACCCUGAUGGCGAAGACGUUUCUAAAUCUAACCUCCUAUCUCAAAUCGUCCUCGCUGAUGUUACCUUUGCCGACGAGUCAGGAGUCCCAGACGCUGGCCUGAAUAUGAUAACAGAUUCGGCUGGAUUUUUCCUUUUUAUACGCUACUCCAAAUCUUUCGUUUCCAUGUUACCAGAGUACGAGGGCAAACAGAUCAUAGACAACGUUUAUCGUGUCGGGUUUGGUGUUCCCGUAGAAAUGGGUACACCUCCCCAUGCGCCACCACGCGAGUAUAUCCAGGUGCUUGUCGACAAGUUUGGCCCCGUGUCGUCUGGUGGAGCCCCCCCACUCAAAAUCGAGCAGGUAAUCUGGUCAACGCGGUUCAGGACACACUCGGCUAUUGCUGAUAGGUUUUUCACGCGUCUUGGUGCUCCAAGUGAUGUUGAUCUCAACGAAAAUUCGGGUGAGAAGGAGGGAGGUGUGAUCCUUCUGGUGGGUGAUGCUGCACAUAUCCACUCACCUGCAGGAGGGCAGGGGAUGAACCUCGGAUUGCGGGAUGCAGUCGCACUAGGAGACGCCAUACACAGUCAUAUAAACGCAUCGCAGUCAUCUUCCUCGCCCUCUCCUUCGCUAGCACCACACCCCGACAUUAUCCUCCAAACAUUCGCUGCAAGCCGUCGCGCGCGCGCUUUGGAGGUAAUCGCUCUCACUAAAAGCCUACUUAGUGUCUUGGGUAUGAAGUGGGGACAGUAUAUGCGCUGGUGUCCCGUGACUCUUGGUUCAGUCAGAGAUUGUUUGCUUUGGAUUGCUGGACGAGUGGGAUGGAUAAGAGGCAUGGCAGCUUGGAGAAUGAGCGGGCUGGGGAUGAGGUAAAAGCUCGUGGGGAUGGCUCUGAAGUGAGAGUGGCUAGGGGGAAGGUACUGAUGAAAGCGUAUCUGACGGCACACUGUGGAUGGACAAAUUUGCGUGUGACAACGGCAGGAAACACCACUCAAUUAUUAUAUCAGCCCAGUAGGUACAGCAGCAACGAAGGAGGCUACUUAAUUUAUGCGGAUAUCAUAUAUUUAUUGACAACGAUAAUAUAUGUACUUACUGAUUCGCACGCGACAAUUAUCAGAUACUGGUCCCUGCU